This is a messenger RNA of Purpureocillium lilacinum, 1281 nucleotides long. NCBI's taxonomy places the organism in Eukaryota, Fungi, Ascomycota, Sordariomycetes, Hypocreales, Ophiocordycipitaceae. The record is from RefSeq and is a predicted model, not a curated record.
AUGGAAUGGUUCGGUCGCAAGCGCACUUUCGCGGCCUGCGUCAUCCUCACCGCCGGUCUCGUCUUUAUCCAAUUCUUCGCCCGUUCUCUCAACGUCUUGCUCGCCGGCGAGCUUCUGGCGGGUCUUGUCCUCGGCCAAUUUGUCGUCAUUGCACCCGCCUACGCCUCAGAAGUCUGCCCGACCGCUGUUCGUGGCCAUCUCACGGCCUACGUCAAUUUGUGCUUCGUCAUGGGGCAGCUGCUCGGCAACGGUGUCACCGCCGGCACGCAGACGCUCAAUACCCACUGGGCCUACUCGAUCCCAUUCGCCCUGCAGUGGUUCUGGUGCGCCAUCAUUAUUCCCGGCAUGUUCUUCGUCCCUGAGAGUCCUUGGUGGCUCGUCCGCAAGGGUCGCAUGGAGGACGCCGAGGCGUCCCUCAGGCGGCUGGCCUCGAGCAAAGUAAAUGUCGCUGCCAGUCUCGCAUUCAUCGUCGAGACCGAUCGCCUGGAGCUGGAACUUGAGGCCGGUAGCACGUACAUGGACUGCUUCCGCAAGGUGAAUCUUCGCCGCACUGAGAUUUCGAUUGGCGUGUACUGUGCGCAAGUCUUGAGCGGCAUCUACCUCAUUAACUACGGCACCUACUUCUUCCAACAAGCUGGCUUGCCUACGGACCAAGCUUUUAACAUGGCCGUAGCUGUUGGUUUCGUGGGGACGGUCAUCUCUUGGGGCCUCAUGGUCCGCGUCGGCCGUCGAACCCUUUUCAAUUGGGGUCUCGCUAUGCUCACGUUCCUCCAGCUCUUGAUAGGCGUACUGGAUUGUAUUCGCGAUAGACCGAGUGGCGCGAUAUGGGCUGAAUCAGUGUUGAUGCUGGUGUGGAACUUCUUCUACGACAUCUCUAUCGGCCCGAUCUGCUUCGUGCUCCUUGCAGAGUGCUCAGCCACGCGUGUGCGCUCCAAAUCCAUCGCAAUUGCCACCGCCGCUCAGAAGUUUGGCGCAGCCUGCGUGCCACGAACUAUACAACCCGCUGACCGGUGGACAGUGAUGACCGUCGCGAUUCCGUAUCUCGAGAACCCCACCCAAGCAAAUAUACAAGGGAAAUUGGGCUUCUUCUUCGGUGGCCUGGCGGCUCUGUGCCUUGUGUGGUCGUAUUUCCGGGUCCCGGAGACCAUGGGCAGAACCUACGAGGAACUUGAUUUGCUUUUCGACAACAACGUGCCAGCGAGGAAAUUCAAGGGCUACCAAUUGGAAGGAGCAAUUUCUUCUGCGAAUAACGAGGAGGAGGGACUGACGAAGAGUGCGUAA